GGCCUAAAGACCGGCUCCUUCUUCUACCCGGGCGGGAACGUGACCUACCAGGGAGAGGCCGUGACGCUGAGCCGGAAGGAAGGCGUCUGGCACAAUUACAGCGACGAGCAGGAGUGGAGGGCGAACGUGGACACGGUGAUGGGCUGGUUCACCCAUGAGGACCUGGCGCUGGUCACGCUCUACUUCGGGGAGCCGGACUCCACGGGCCACAAGUAUGGGCCCGAGUCCGCCGCGCGGAGGGAGAUGGUGAGGCAGGUGGACAGGACCGUGGGCUACCUGCGGGACAGCAUCGCACGGCACGGCCUCAGCGGCCGCCUGGACCUCAUCGUCACCUCCGACCACGGCAUGACCACCGUCGCCAAGACGGCCGGAGACCUGGUGGAGCUCCACAGGUUCCCCAACUUCACCUUCCGGGACAUCGCCUUCGAGCUUUUAGACUACGGGCCCAACGGCAUGCUGAUCCCCAAGGAGGGGAGGCUGGAGGCGGUGUACGGGGCGCUGAAGACGGCGCACCCCCGGCUGCACGUCUACAAGAAGGAGGAGUUCCCCCCGGCCUUCCACUACGCCGGCCACCCCAGGAUCACCCCCCUGCUCAUGUACAGCGACCUCGGCUACGUCAUCCAUGGGAGAGUGAACGUCCAGUUCAACAAUGGGGAACACGGCUUUGACAACAACGACAUGGACAUGAAGACCAUCUUCCGGGCCGUGGGCCCGAGCUUCAAGGCCGGCCUGGAGGUGGAGCCCUUCGAGAGCGUGCACGUGUACGCGCUCAUGUGUGAGCUGCUGGGCAUCGAGCCCGAGCCCAAUGACGGGGACCCCGGCGUCCUGCGGCCCACGCUCCGCUCAGCCGCCCCGCUCCUGCCCCGCCGCCCGCCCCCCCUGCCGAUGGCGCUGCUGGGAGCCAUGGUCCUCUUGGCCAAAAUCCACGUGGCUCUCCAGAGCGUGGGCUUCGGGGGACCCAGCAAUGCUGGCAAGAGCCCUGAGCCUAUGAAGCCUGGGGUCAUGGCAGCUGUGUCCACGCAGGCUCCGGAUGCACCAGCCUGCAGGCCACAGCCUCUGGAGCGGCUGCCUCCUCCCAAAAGGCCUGGCCCUGGGCUGCAGGCUCCUGGCCCCAGGAUCCUGGGUGGAAUGGCCCCUGGCGGCUGCAGCUGCACCCUGGACCCCAAAGCCCGUGCUCCACGCCAGCUCUGGCUGCGUGUCCAGGCCCCAGCCGGCCAAGUUGAAGGUCCCAAGCUGGCCAAACGCAUCCCAACAGCUGAGGUAGACAUCCCUGUUCUCCGCAGCCUGAAUCUGCCUCAGCUGGACUCAUCACGUCGGUGUUUACAACAGCAAACACAUGACGACAACAGGGGCUGGGAAG
Messenger RNA from Dipodomys ordii (Ord's kangaroo rat), 1360 nucleotides. Its product is annotated as ectonucleotide pyrophosphatase/phosphodiesterase family member 7-like. Lineage: Eukaryota; Metazoa; Chordata; Mammalia; Rodentia; Heteromyidae. The annotation marks the transcript as partial. The record is from RefSeq and is a predicted model, not a curated record. The transcript is spliced from 6 exons.